AAACUCAGAAGAAGAAGAAACACCAAAGAAGAAGAACAACAACAUAGAGGUCUGUUAGCAGCUAAAGGCUAAAGGCGUCCUGCAAACUUUUAAUGUCCUGAAUUGUUAUAAACCUGCUCCAAACCUGCAGGAUCAGGACUUUGGUUCAUUAGGAUCCAGUUAAACUGUCAGACCGCUUCACUAACUGACCCGGUACCGUAGACUGGAGUCUGUGUUGGACCGGAGACCACCUCGGGUCCUCCUGGUUCUGCUCCAGCAGCCAUGGAGGCUCCCUCCUCCCGGGGAUCUGCCUCCCGAGGCGGACCGCUGUGGACCGGGACCGGGAGAGAGUCCGGCAGGGAGCCAGAGAUAGACCGGGACACCCGGACCCACUUCAGGGUCUGUCGCUUCAUCAUGGAGACAGGAGUGAAGCUGGGGAUGUGCUCGGUUCCCGUGGCGACAGCGUGUGUGUUGUACCACCGUUUCUUUCAGCGAGUCAGCCUGCAGGAGUAUGAGCCGUACCUGGUAGCCAUGAGCUGUUUAUACCUGGCUGGUAAAGUGGAGGAGCAGCACGUCAGGACCAGAGACAUCAUCAACGUUAGCCACAGGUACUUCAACAGCGGUAGUCCUCCUCUAGAGUGUGAUAAGGAGUUCUGGGACCUGAGGGACAGUGUGGUUCAGUGUGAGCUGCUCAUCCUCCGACAGCUCAACUUCCACGUCUCCUUUGAACACCCUCACAAGUAUUUGCUCCACUACUUGCUGUCGGUGAAGUCUCUGGUGAACCGCCACGCCUGGUCUCGGACCCCGGUCGCUGAGACUUCCUGGGCGUUGCUUAGAGACUGUUACCAUGGAGCCAUGUGCAUCCGCCACACACCACAACACGUCGCCAUAGCAACGCUGCACCUGGCUCUGAACAGCUACGGCGUGAAGCUUCCUGUCGGGGAGAAGGAGUGGUGGCAGGUGCUGUGUGUGGACGUGACCAAAGCCCACAUGGACGCUGUGACCUCUGACCUCCUGCAGCUCUACGACCUGGAGGCCAAAUGUAUCUGAGGACUUCUAGAAGACCUGCAGAGACUUUACAGAGGAUUUAUCUCUGUCACAGUGGUGGAAGAAGAAUUCAGAUACUUUACUAGUCAGACAUGUCCAAACUAUUCCAUAAAGAACCAUGCUGCUGCUGAUUGUUGUUCCAACCAAUCAAGAACCCUGAGAUCAGCUGAUUCAAUGAUGUUGUUCUUCUGCUUGUUUGGAAGGAAAACCUGCAGCCACAUGGAAGACUUUAUGGAACAGUUUAGACAUACUUUACUGCAGUAAAAGUACGAAUACACACUGUGGGCCUGCAUUCAAAACUUACUGAAGUAAAAGAACAAAAGUAUCAGCAUGGACCCACUCAGAUUGUUUUAUAUAUUCUGUAUAUAUAUAAAUUGUUGGUAAUUUUGUGUCUUUUAUUUUGGUAAUUUUGUGUGUUUUUUAAAUGUUGUCGCUUUUUUGGUAAUUGUAAAUCUUUUUUGUAAUUUUU
This is a messenger RNA of Centropristis striata (black sea bass), 1495 nucleotides long. RefSeq names its product cyclin Q (gene ccnq). The coding region runs from base 262 to 1029 and encodes 255 amino acids. Gene Ontology annotation, biological process: regulation of transcription by RNA polymerase II. Lineage: Eukaryota; Metazoa; Chordata; Actinopteri; Perciformes; Serranidae. The record is from RefSeq and is a predicted model, not a curated record. Gene Ontology annotation, molecular function: cyclin-dependent protein serine/threonine kinase regulator activity. The transcript has 5 exons. Gene Ontology annotation, cellular component: nucleus.